Molecule: messenger RNA, 2357 nt
Organism: Pseudopodoces humilis (Tibetan ground-tit)
Lineage: Eukaryota; Metazoa; Chordata; Aves; Passeriformes; Paridae
Product: B-cell differentiation antigen CD72-like
Cellular component (GO): plasma membrane
Molecular function (GO): transmembrane signaling receptor activity
Source: RefSeq, a predicted model, not a curated record
CCGCAGGGCCAUCGGGGCCGCCCGGGGCAUGGCCCAGAGUGUGGUCUAUGCCGACCUGAAGUUUGCCGCGGGCCCAUCCACCGUCCCCGAUGAGGAUGACAGUCCCUACGAGAACGUGCCGCUGGGACCGCUGUCAGCAGAGCCCAGCCCAGGGCGCUGGAUCCGGCCAUGGCGUGUCCCCACAGCGCUGCUGGCAGCCAGCCUGCUCCUGCUGCUGCUGCUGCUGGUGGCCGUCGUGGCCCUGGGGGCUAGCUACUGGCAGGUUUCCCGCAGCCUGCAGGACACCUCGCGUGAGCACAUGGCCGAGCAGGGCCGCCUGUCACAGGAGUUGAGGGCACGGGAGCAGAGCCUGGAGCAGAUACAAGUGGAGCUAGCAUGGGCCAGAGAAGAGCUGCAGCGAGCGUGGCAUGAGUACAACAUCACCGAGAUGGAGCUGGAAAGCAGGAGUGUUGAGCUGGGGCAUACCCAGCAGAAGCUGGUUGUGUUGCAGAAGGAGAUGCAGGAGGUGCAGGGGAAGCUCAACAUCAGCGAGAGCACUGUGAGCAGCCUGCGCUCCUGCGUGAACACAGAUUGCUGUCCCAGGGGCUGGGUACUCUACAGGAGCAAGUGUCUCUACAUCUCAGUGACAAACAAGACCUGGGAGGACAGCCAGCAAGACUGCGCAAGGAGAUCUGCUCAACUGCUGGUCCAGGACGACUGGCCACCAUUGAUAGUGCCGCAAUUCGUGCAUGAGUCUAAUGCAAACUACUGGAUUGGAACAAGAAUUUUUUAUGAGACAAAGAGAUCUGUGUGGGCAGAGAGACGCCGUAAUUCAGACUGCUGGUCAGUAGUUAACAAGGAAAUGUGGAGUUUCUCAUGUGCGCGUCGAUUCCCGUGGAUAUGCGAGAAAUCCCCAAAGCUGACCAGUGCAUCUGAGACCCGACCUCCUUUUCUGGCCAAGGACUAACUUCUGCCACCCCCCUCCAUCACUGGACUCAGGAACAGGACCUGGGGGUGCACCCUGAGAUCCUGUCCCCUGUGCACAUUUUGCCUCAAUUGCAUUGCAAAACUGCUGGGAAAAGGUGUGUCUAUUUUAAAGCAAGGAUUAUGAAAAACAUAAUUCCCCUCUCCCGCACUCAUGCAUACACAUAGUAUACUGCUUUGUACUGUGCCACUGUAUGUCCCUGUGUGCCCUGGCCAGUGCAUCUCUGACCCAGGUCUCCAUUGCAGAACCCAGCUUCCUCCUUCUUUGUUACCCUAAGGCUGCCAGGGGUGCAGGAUCUGCCAUUUGCAUCUUUUUGGAGCUGGGGGAUGACACACUGAUGUAGUCAACCUGUCCGUUCUGGGGAAACCUGCAGAUUAACAGCCUGUCCCUUCUCUCAGCAUUGACAGCUCUCAUCCUGCCCUUUCUUCUACCUUCAUCACCUGCCCAGGGCUUUGGGCUGAGUCCUGCCUGGGAAGGGUGCUGACAGUGAUGCCUUCAGCAUGAGAAAAUGCUGGGAAGCCCUGAGAUGAUAUAGGAAAUGGGGUAGUGCUGGGGAGCUUUGAGAACAGAGUAGAUGAAUGGGGAAACUCUGAAACCAUGGGAGGAAAAUGAGGGUAAUGAAGAGCCCUAAGACAAUAGGAGGUGAAUGUGGGAAUCCCGAGACCAUGGAAAAAGAAAGGGGGUGCAGUGGAACUGCAAAUGAAGGUGGUCAUGAAAAAAAGGAGAUGCAUUGAUAAGACAGUGGGAGAGAGGAAUGAGCACUGGGGAGACUUGGGAAUGUGGGGAAAAGGGAAGAUCUCUUCCACCCAGGGGGAAAGAUCCCUAAAAAUGUGGUGGGACCUUAUCUGCCAAAGGAGGGUGAUGAGAGAUCCCUGUCCAGGACCCAGUUGGGUGUGGGGGUGAGCCCAGAAGCAGCGCUGACCCUCCCUGUCUCACUCAGUGUUUCUGCAGAGAGGGGAAUGUGUUAGCAACCAUUUUGCUAAGGUGGACUUGAGACAGCCUGUUGCGUCCCAGGAGUAAGUGGGGGAUGCCAUGAGUGGAAUAACCUGGGAUGAGACCCCUGUUUAGGAACAUUCUCACGCAGUCCCGUGUUGUUUUAUGUACCCCGGUUUCCAAGUGACAUCACCCCAGUUACAUCAUCCAUGUUAUAUCACUCCUUGUCCCUACCCCAAAAGUUAUGUCAUCCCUGUUCUCCUUCCCAGUUCCAGAAUGUUCUCUGUUCCUGUCUUCCCUAUUGGUCCCUGUUCCCUGUCUCUCCACCCCUGGACCCUGAUUGGUUGUUACUCUUUGACCAUGCCUUUGCACUGCCCCUGUGCCUUCAACCCAUUGGCCCUCAGUCCUGAGGCUCCGCCCUUUCCUGGUUGUAUAAAGCCCUGAACCCCUCCUUGUUCUU